Messenger RNA from Sphenostylis stenocarpa, 852 nucleotides. The record is from the annotation of a GenBank genome assembly. NCBI's taxonomy places the organism in Eukaryota, Viridiplantae, Streptophyta, Magnoliopsida, Fabales, Fabaceae.
AUGUUAGGGGCAUCGAGACCAAAAGUUGUGUUGUUUGGAUCCUCCAUUGUUCAAUAUGGCUAUUACGAAGGUUGGGGAGCUACUCUUUCUCACUUGUAUGCUCGUAAGGCUGACAUUGUUGUGCGAGGAUAUGCUGGUUGGAACUCAAGGCGUGCUUUGGAGGUUUUGGAUAUACUUUUUCCCAAGGAUGCCAUAGAGCAACCAUCAUUAGUGAUUGUGUACUUUGGUGGCAAUGAUUCUACUAUAGCAAACCCAUAUGGCAUUGGUCCUCAUGUACCUCUAGAUGAAUACAAGGAAAAUAUGAGAAAGAUUGCUAUUCAUAUGAAGUUUGAUACAAAUCCUAAUAAUUCACAGCACCUUUCUGAGAAAACCCGCACUAUAUUUCUCACUACUCCUCCCAUCAAUGAAGCACAAAUCCCAAACAACAGAGAUCCACAGGGGCUGCCAAUGAGGACAAAUGAAGCAUGCAGAAUUUAUGCAGAAGCAUGUUUGGAGGUGUGUGAUGAGAUGAAUGUGAAGGUGGUUUGGUCAUUUCUUAGUGAUGGAAUUCACUUGACAAAUGAGGGAAGCAAGAUAGUAACAACAGAGAUCUUGAAUGUGCUUAAAGAAGCAGAGUGGGAACCUAGUCUUUAUUGGAGAUCAAUGACAAGUGAUUUUGGAGAAGAUUCACCAUAUGAUGUAGUUCAACCUGAUGGAAAGACAACUAUUAAUCUCAUCUCAAAUUCUGUCUUACUCAGUCGCACCCUCGUCCUUCAUCAUGCCCUCUACUUCACUCUUCCUUCAUAUGCCUCCUCCCUCACCCUUGCUUCCGAUUCUCACUCUGGUCAUAGGAUCCAUCGAUGUCAUCUUUGA